AAAAUUUUGAUUCAUCAUCAAUUAAAAAUCUUUUGUUAUUCAAAACAAAAGAAUAAAAAAAAAAUAACAACAAUGUGUUCAGGCAACAAGUCACCAUUAUGGUGGCUGCCAUUUUCAGCACCAUCAUCAUCAUCAUCAUUAUCAUCAUCAUCAUCAACAGCAGGAAUUCGGUCCGAUAAAAUAUCAUCAUGCUCAUAUGAUGAAUGCUCAUCAUCAACAUUAUCUUCAAAUAAAUCAUCGUCAUCAUCGAUUAAUCAUAAACGAUUAUGUCCCAUAAUAUCAUCAUCAUCAUUAUCAUUAUCAUCAUCAUCUUCAAUAUUAUCAUCUUUUUCAUUAUCAUCAUUGUCAUUAAUUCAAAUAUUUAUAAUGACCAUAUUGGUAACGAUUAUAAUUCCAUCGAACCAUUUGGCUAUGGUUGAAGCAUUAAAACGUCGUUCACCAUUACAUUCGGAUGUUAUUGAAGAAGUUGAAGCCAAACGUUUGGAUGGCCUUAUCCAGGAACAGGAUUAUAUUGCCGUCUUUUUCUAUACACGAACCUGCGAUAAUUGUAAAGAUAUUCUGGAAGAAUUGGAAAAAAUCGAUGAUGAUGCAAAUAAAUAUGGUGUUGAAUUUGUUAAAAAUUCUGAACGUGCUGCAUCGAAAAAAUAUGGCAUCAAUCAAUUUCCAACAUUGGUCUAUUUUCGUCACGGUGAAUCAACAAUUUAUGAAGGUGACCUGAUGAAUGAAGAAGAAGUACUUGAAUGGCUUAUAUCGGUUGAAUCAAUGGAUUUACCUGAUAGAAUUGAAGAAGUGAAUGCAAAAAUUUUACAAAAUUAUAUUGAUGAACAUGAUUUUGUGGCCGUUUUAUUCUACAAGAAAAACCAUAAGAAAUGCGAUAAAGUAUUGCUCAAAUUGGAAGAAAUUGAUGACGAUGCCGAUCAGAAAAACAUUGGAUUUGUGAAAAUUUCCGAUGAAACUUUAGCAUAUGAAUAUGGCCUGGAAGAUUUACCAUCACUAGUUUAUUAUAGAAAAAAGAUUCCAAUCGUUUAUACUGGUGAUUUAGAGAAUGAGAAAAAAGUACUUGAUUGGCUUAUCGAAUUUCGUGAUACAGUUGAUGAUCCAGAUGAAUAUGUUGAAGAUUCAGAUGAAAUCGAAGAUGUAAGUGCUUCGGUUUUACAACAAUUGAUUGAAAAUACCGAUGCAUUGGCCGUUUUAUUCUACGAUGAUCAAGACGAAGAUAGUAUGGAAGUUUUACAGGAACUUGAAAAUAUCGAUGAUGAAUGUGAUCAACAUGGAAUUGCAUUCGUUAAAAUUGAUGACAUUGAAGUAUCGAAAAGAUUUGGUAUCGAAUAUGAUGAAUUACCAACACUUGUUUAUUUCGAAGAAAAGAUUCCCAAUUUUUAUCAAGGUGAUUUGAUGAAUGAAGAGAAAGUAUUACAAUGGUUAAUACAUCAGAAAAAUACCGAUGAAAUUGAAGAUGUAUCCGAUACUGUUCUUGAAAAUAUGAUCGAUUCAACCAAUUAUUUGGCCGUAUUAUUCUAUGAUCAACAUGAUAAAAAUUCACAAGAAGUACUCAAAGAAUUGGAAAAUAUUGAUGAUGAAUGUGAUGAAAAAGGUAUUGCAUUCGUCAAGAUUGAUGAUGAUCAAUUGGCCGAAACCUAUGGCUUACAUGAUGAAUUGCCAUCAUUAGUUUAUUUCGAAAAUCGUAUACCAUCAGUUUAUCAAGGUGAUCUUCGUAAUGAAGAACAAGUGCUUGAAUGGCUAAUCAAACAACAACAUUCAGAUGAGAUUGAAGAAGUUUCUCAUGAAUUAUUAAAUGUUCUAAUACAAAAACAUAAUCAAUUGGCUGCAUUAAUCUAUAAACCAAAAGAUAAACAAAGUGAAAAAGUUCUCAAAGAACUAGAACACAUUGAUGAUGAAUGUGAUGAUAAAGGUAUCGUUUUUGUCAAAACUGAUGAUGUAGAAGCAGCCGAAAAAUAUGGUGUUCGUAAAUUACCGGUGGUAUUAUUCUUUAAAUAUCAAGUACCCACAAGCUAUAAUGGUGAUUUAACUGAUGAAGAUAAAGUACUUGAAUGGUUACUUGAUCAACAAGAAUCUGAUCAAAUUGAACAGGUCAAUUCACGAACAUUAAAAGGACUAAUCGAUUCUUCUAGUUGGUUGGCCGUUUUAUUUUUUGAUCAAUCAAGUCAAUCACAAAAAUGUCUUAAAGAUCUUGAAACAAUUGAUGAUGAUGCUGAUCGUUAUGGUAUUCCGUUUGUGAAAAUUGAUGAUGUUUCCGUUGCAAAAGAUUAUGGUCUAGCAGAUGAAUUACCCGUAUUGGUUUAUUUUGAAAAUCGAUUGCCCACCGUUUAUGAGGGUGAUUUGACCGAUGAAGAUGCAGCAUUGGCAUGGCUAGUUAAACAGAGAACAGAAGAUACUAUUGAAGAAGUCACUGAAGAAAUUCUAGCCGAUUUAUUGAAAGAACGUGAAUAUGUUCUAGUCUAUUUUGCACCGAAUGAUUGCAAAGAAUGUGAACACAUUCUACACAAUACUUUGGAACAUAUCGAUGAUGAUACUGAUGAACAUGGUAUUCUCUUUGUUACCACCGAUGAUCUGGCCUUUUUGCAGAAACAAUCGAUCAAAGUGGACAAAUAUCCAGUGUUGGUACUAUUUCGUAAUGGAGAGCCUAUCGUUUAUCGUGGCAAUCUUAAAGAUGGAAAAGCUAUCAUGGACUGGCUGACCGAUGAUGAAACGUUGGAUGAUCCGGAUGAAAUCGAAGAAGUCAAUGAACGUAUGUUGGAUAAGAUCCUGGAUCGUAGUGUCUACGUUGCCGUUUUAUUCUCUAAAGAUAAAUGUUCAGAAUGCGAAAAGGUGUUGCAAAAACUGGAAUCAAUUGAUCAUCUGGCUGAGGAGGCUGGCAUCGAUUUCGUACGAGUUAAAGAUCUUCGAUUGGCCAAAGAAUACAACAUUGUCUCAUUUCCAGCUUUAGUACUAUUUAGACGUCGUAUACCAUUGUUUUACGAGGAAGGAUCAUUGAAGGAUGCUGAUAAAGUGCUCAAAUGGCUGGUGAAACACAAAGAUUCACACAAAGAUGUCAUCGAAUUAGUGGAUCGACAUAUGUUACAGGUGUUACUUGAUGAUGUUGAUCAUAUUGUUGUAUUCUUCUACGAUGAACAUGAUUGUGAAGAGGAAACGGCCAAACGACGACAAAAAAGUAAAACAACUAAAUCCGAUGACGGUGAUGAUGAUGAUAUUUGUGAAUUAAUAUUACAUGAACUUGAAAACAUUGAUGAUGAUACCGAUCAGCAUGGCAUUCAUUUUGUAAAAAUUGAAGAUGGUGAAUAUGCACGAGAAUUGGGUAUCACUCAAUUACCAUCGUUAGUAUAUUUUGAAGAUCAACAACCAUCAAUUUAUGAUGGUGAUUUACUUGAAGAAGAAGAAGUACUUGAAUGGUUGAUAAAACAGAAGAAUGAAGAUACAAUUGAAAAUGUUAAUCGUGAAAUAUUGUUUCGUUUGAUUGCCGAACGAGAAUAUCUAGCUGUUUUCUUUUACAAACCAGAUGAUGAUGAAAGUGCCGAAAUUGCUGAACAUUUAGAGAAAAUUGAUGAUGAUUGUGGUGAUUAUGAUGUUGCAUUAGUGAAAUGUAAUGAUCAAUUGAUUGCCAAAAAAUAUGGUAUCCGUAAUCCACCUGGUUUGGUAUUUUUCCGCCGCGGUAAACAUAUCCGUUAUGAAGGCAAUUUAUUUGAUGAAGAUGAAGUUCUUGAAUGGUUAACACGGCCAGAUAAUAUGGAAAUGUCGGAUGCAAUUGAAAAAGUUAAUCGUAGAAUGUUUGAACGUAUGUUAGAUCGAACCAAUCAUUUGGCCGUUUUAUUCUAUUCAAAAGUUGAUUGUAAAAAUUGUGAUAAAGUUUUGGAAGAAUUGGAAAAGAUUGACGAUGAAGCCGAUGCAGCUGGUGUUAAAUUUGUGAAAAUUGAAGACAAUCAAUUGGCUAAAGAAUUUGGUGUAUAUGCAUUGCCUGCAUUGGUAUUUUUCAAGAAAGGUGAAGAUGUUCCAGUUAUAUUUGCAGGUGAUUUGAAAAAAUCCGAACGAAUUCUUGAAUGGCUUAUCAAUCAAAAAGAUCCAUCAUUAGAUCGAAUCGAAGAAGUGGAUGGUGGUACACUACGUAAACUGAUUGAAAGUGCCGAUCAUUUAGCCGUAUAUUUCUAUGUAUCGGAUUCCGAAGAAUGUCAAAAAAUAUUGGAAGAUCUGGAAAACAUUGACACAGAAACGGAUCGACAUGCAAUCAUUUUGGUCAAAACACAACAGACAAACAUUGCUAAAGAAUAUGGUAUUGAAGAAUUUCCAGCAUUGAUCUAUUUUGAAAAACGUAUACCAAGUAUAUAUGAAGGUGAUAUUUCGGCUGAAGAAGAUGUAUUACAAUGGUUAAUACAGCAAAAAACAGAAGACACAAUUGAAUCGGUUAAUCGUGAAUUAUUGGAACAAUUAAUUACAAAUACACAAUAUUUGGUCGUCUAUUUCUAUAAACCUAAUUGUCGAGCAUGUGAUAUAGUAUUGGAAGAAUUGGAAAAUAUUGAUGAUGAUUGUGAAAUAUAUGGAAUAAAUUUCGUUAAAAUUCAAGAUCAAACAUUAGCAAAACGUUAUGGGAUUAAAAAUUAUCCAGCAUUAGUCUAUUUCCGUAAUGGUAAUCCAUUAAUAUAUGAUGAUGAUCUACGUAAUGAAGAACAAGUAUUUGAAUGGCUAAUUGAAGAUGAGAAUCGUGAAUUAGCCGAUGAAAUUGAAGAAGUUAAUGGACGUAUGUUGGAAAAGCUGAUACAUGAUAAACCAUUUUUGGCUGUAUUAUUUUAUGGACGUGAAUGUGCCGAAUGUCAAGAAGCGAUUGAAGCGCUUGAGGAAAUUGAUGAUGAUGUCGAUAUAUAUGGUUUUGAUUUUGUUAAAAUCAACGAUCCUAUUGUUAAUGCUGAAUAUAAUGUACAAACAUUACCAUCAUUAGCUUUAUUUCGAAAAUCUGAUCAAUAUCAAUUCUAUGAAGGUGAUCUAAAUGAUCAAAAAGCUGUAUUAGAAUGGCUAACAUCGAAUGAAGUGUUUGAAAUAAAAGAUGAAAUUGAAGAAGUUAAUCGCCGAAUGUUAGAGAAGAUAAUCAAUGAAAAUGAUUUUGUUGCCGUAUAUUUUUAUGAAACUGAAUGUUAUGAUUGUGAAAGCAUAUUGAAUGAAUUGGAACAUAUUGAUGAUGAUACUGAUCAAUUGGAUAUAAUGUUUGUAAAAAUUCGUGAUACAAAAUAUGCACGUAAAUAUGGUAUACAGGAUGUACCGGCAUUAGUAUUUUUUCGUAAACGUUUUCCAUCCAUUUAUCGUGGUGAUUUGAUUCGUGAAGAAGAGGUACUUGAAUGGCUUAAACGUAAUCGUUAUCGUCAUCCAGAAUUGAAUUUUUUCAUGUAUGCAAUAACUGCUAUUACUGGUGCAUUUAUAUUGUAUACAUUAUUCUUGAUAUUCUGUAUCAGGCCUAAAAAAGAUAAAUCCAAACAAGAAUAAAUUGUAAUGGAAUGUGGAAGAAAAAAAUGAAAUAAAACU
Messenger RNA from Dermatophagoides farinae (American house dust mite), 5526 nucleotides. The record is from RefSeq and is a predicted model, not a curated record. Lineage: Eukaryota; Metazoa; Arthropoda; Arachnida; Sarcoptiformes; Pyroglyphidae.